CAUCUACCGAAGAAAAUUAAAAAUUAAUCUGUCACUUCACCUUCCUCUUCCUGUGGUUAUCCAACGAUCCAUUAUCAUUUUCAAAGAAUUUAUCCUGAUAUUUUAUCGUGAACCAGGAUGGCUGUGAGGUUAUUGUCAAAAAUUAAGCUCCUGCCUGAGCUGAGAGGUGCGGCAUAUGUUAGUUCCGCCGCCGCUCCCGCUGAGCUUUCGGAUUUCGAAGUGCAGCACAAAACACCUGUUAUUCGGAAACAGAAGCUGAUCCCAGUAGCCCAAUACGGUGGUCGUCAUGCCGUUACCAUGCUGCCUGGUGGUGGGAUCGGACCCGAGUGUAUGGGUUACGUCAGAGAUAUUUUCAAAUACAUCGGUGCACCGGUUGACUUCGAACUGGUCGACAUUGAUCCCAACGUUGACAAUGACGACGAUGUGCAGUAUGCUAUCACGACGAUUAAAAGGAAUGGUGUUGGACUCAAGGGCAACAUCGAAACUAAGAGCGAAGCGGCAUACGUAACGUCACGUAACGUCGCGCUCCGCAACGAAUUGGACAUGUACGCGUACGUACUGAACUGCAAGUCCUAUCCGGGAGUCUCGACGAGGCACAAGGAUAUCGAUGUUGUUAUUAUAAGACAGAACACCGAAGGAGAGUACGCCAUGUUGGAACACGAAUCAGUCCGAGGGGUAAUCGAGUCCAUGAAAGUUGUAACGGCCAGCAACUCGGAGCGCGUCGCGAGAUUCGCAUUCGAGUUUGCCAAGAGAAACGGCAGGAAGAAGGUAACCACGGUUCACAAAGCGAACAUCAUGAAGCUCUCCGAUGGUCUGUUCCUGGAGACGUCUCGUCGCCUCGCAGAGGAAUACCCUGAGAUCGAACACAAUGAUAUGAUCAUCGAUAACUGUUGUAUGCAGCUUGUUGCUAGGCCUCAUCAAUUCGACGUGAUGCUCAUGACCAAUUUAUACGGUUCGAUCGUAUCGAACGUGGUGUGCGGUCUGCUCGGAGGCGCCGGCCUGCUGUCCGGAAGGAACUACGGUGACCACUACGCGGUCUUCGAGCCCGGUACCAGGAACACUGGCACAGCGAUAGCCGGCAAGAACAUAGCAAAUCCAAUAGCUAUGAUUAACGCUUCCGUCGAUAUGCUGGAACAUCUCGGACACCACUUCCACGCUGACCUGAUAAGACGGGCCGUUAAUAAAACGAUCAACGUUGACAAGGUCCUCACCCCGGACGUGGGUGGUACAGCCUCCUCAUCGGAAGUGGUCAACAACAUUAUGGGUAAUAUUGGACGUUGCUAAAUGUAUAAUUGGCAAUUAUCAUGAUAAUUUAAUUACAUUUGGAAGUAUUUUAAGGAAAUGUCCAAAGAAUUGAGUCCUCGUUUGAUGCAUUAUAAAUUUAUAUAAUAUUAAAUAAAUUUUUGUACAUAUAAAGUAAAUAUACUAAGGUAUCCCGACAGCUUUUUUAUGUACUUUAAUAUUAAAUUAAUGUAUUAUCAUGAUAAUUCUGAUUAUUUUUAUUGGCUGUCCGUUUUUUUAAUAACCCGUAGAUAGAUCUAUCGAAGAAAUGCAUAUAGUUUACUAUUGAUGAAGAUAAAUUGAGAUUUGAAUAAAGAAUCUGUUUUCAAAUAAUGACAAUAUGUCAAAUGUAAUUUUAAAAAUGGAAUGAACUUGUAAAAACAGAUGCACGAUUAAAUUCACUAACAAUUUCCUGACAGUUAAGUAAUUUAUAUAAAAUGUUAUUUGUUUACAAAUAAAUAGUAUUAUCUGUAGUGAUUAUUCGUUGUUGCCAGUACAUUGAUGCUAUUUUAAUUUAUCUGUAGUCAUAUAUAAUAUAAGGUUCAUUCAGAUAUAAGCGAAAUUCGCUAAAACCAUAGCGAUUUUUUUAAGCGAUAUUUCGUUGAGUAAUCUUUUACUGUACUAUGAACACUCAAAUUGGCAACUAUGUGCCGACUUUUGGAAGUUGCGAGUUGAGAGCCUUAAUACUGAAAUAAUUUAAAAAAUUACACUUUUUUGCAACUGGCAAUGCUAUGACAUGUGUCAAUACAGAAAAAUAUAUAACUAUUCGGUUUUAUUUUUAUUAAUGUUGUCAUUAUAGUGUACUUAAAUAAUUGAAGGUAACUUUUAGCUAUAAUUACGGCUUAUAUUUAAAUUUCCGACUUAAUAUCGCUUUAUUCUGAAUUGAACUUUAUAUCAUAAUUAGUAAUGCCAUCCUUGCACUUUAAUGAGACAUUAUUAUUUGCUAAAUUAUUUUGACAAAUGAUCUUAAGAGUGUAAACGAUUUUUUUUUAGUAUUAUUUGAAUUUCAACUGAAUGACUAGAACCUUUUUUUUUUUUAAUAUUUGAAAUGUAUUAGUAAUAUUAGACAAUUGUAGUUUGCUAUAUUUGUAUCUGCCAUUAUCGAUAGUUAUUUAAACACAGAUUAUAUAAAAAGGUUUUCAAAGUAAACCUUCUGUAAUUUGAGUAGAAUUUAAAUUGUGAUUUUUUUUUUUUUCGUUUCAACUAUUUAUGUAUUUAUUAUACAAUAUAUAUUAUAAUUAGACGAAUUUUGUAUAUAUUAAUCUGUAAUUUAGAGCGUGUGUGUGUUUUUUCUGUUCGAAAACAUGUCGUAACCUAGUUACCCGAGUAUUCUGUUAAAUAUUUAUUUUAGUUUGUAAACAAAUAAAUACGAAAAUUUU
Molecule: messenger RNA, 2660 nt
Organism: Vanessa tameamea
Lineage: Eukaryota; Metazoa; Arthropoda; Insecta; Lepidoptera; Nymphalidae
Gene: Idh3g
Product: isocitrate dehydrogenase [NAD] subunit gamma, mitochondrial-like
Exons: 7
Coding region: 118-1284 (388 amino acids)
Biological process (GO): tricarboxylic acid cycle; isocitrate metabolic process
Cellular component (GO): mitochondrion
Source: RefSeq, a predicted model, not a curated record